AUGGCUAAAACUUCCACGACUCCUAGAGCCAAAAAGGCUGCCAGUCUUCCCGCUCAUCCAAAAUAUGAAGAUAUGAUUCGAGCUAUCAAAAAAUAUAUUCUUACUUCGUUCAAACUUCCCGAUAAUACCGUUACGAACAACCGCCUUCGCAUCGCUAUUAAUAAAGGUGUCGAAAAAGGGUUAUUUGCUUUCUACAAUGGUAUGCGACCAAGCGGAACUAUUAAGCUUGUUAAAAAGGAACCGGUAAAGAAAGAAAAGAAGGAAGUCGAGAAAAAGGAAAAACCCAAGGCAGCCGUUAAAAAGGAAUCGAAACCCAAAGCUGAAAAGCCUUUUAUUGCAGAAAACCAAGAAAGCGGCCCCCAAGAAAACUGCCAAGAAAGCUGUAAAGAAAACGACGAAGAAACCCACAACCAAAACGACCAAACGAGCUAA
Racocetra fulgida is the source of this 432-nucleotide messenger RNA. NCBI's taxonomy places the organism in Eukaryota, Fungi, Glomeromycota, Glomeromycetes, Diversisporales, Gigasporaceae. The record is from the annotation of a GenBank genome assembly.